Messenger RNA from Papilio machaon (common yellow swallowtail), 1039 nucleotides. Its product is annotated as ADP-ribose pyrophosphatase, mitochondrial. The record is from RefSeq and is a predicted model, not a curated record. Lineage: Eukaryota; Metazoa; Arthropoda; Insecta; Lepidoptera; Papilionidae. The transcript has 4 exons. Gene Ontology annotation, molecular function: ADP-ribose diphosphatase activity. Bases 35 to 922 code for a protein of 295 amino acids.
UUUCAAUGUUUAUGUUUUUAAUUCCUGUAACUAAAUGCUUUUUCUGUACUUAACCUACUUUGUUUUAAUAAUUAAAGUGAACACUAAUCCAGUUAUGAUUUUACAACAUGUAAAGGCUCGCUGCGGUAUUUACCCUAGAUCUACAAUACAGAAAUUUGCAGUUCCUGAUGAUAAAGUGCCCUGGACCGUUGAAUAUAAAGAAUACAAUCCUCCAAAUUACACAUCACCAUCAAUUCAUGGCAAACCAUGGGCAGAUCCCGAUAUUGAUGAGCCUAACUUCAAGCCAACAUGGAACAGUAUAGAUGGAAAUGUGAAUAGAAAAAGUCACAUGAGCAACUACACUAUAACUAAUGGUUACCCAAUGAAUCCUGUUGGUAGAACUGGAAUAUGUGGUAGAGGAGUACUUGGACGAUGGGGUCCAAAUCAUGCAGCAGAUCCUGUUGUUACACGCUGGAAAAAACAAGCUGAAAGUGACAUGAAAAUAACUGAAACACCAAUUCUACAAUUCAUAGCAAUAAAACGUGGUGAUACUGGAGAAUGGGCUCUGCCUGGUGGUAUGGUUGAUCCUGGAGAAAAAGUAGCAGUGACUGCUGUCAGAGAGUUUCAAGAGGAAGCUAUGAAUUCUUUAGCUGCUACUGAAGAAGAAAAAUCGGAAUGGAAACAAAAAUUUAAAAACUUCUUUAACGGGGGAGUGGAAGUUUACAGUGGAUAUGUUGAUGAUCCCCGAAACACUGAUAAUGCUUGGAUGGAAACAGUUGCAUACAACUUUCAUGAUCAUGAUGGCACUACAGUUGGUGCUCUCAAACUGAACGCUGGUGAUGAUGCAGUAGGAGUUCGUUGGGUUGAUAUUACUCCAAACAUUAAAUUAUAUGCAAGUCACAAAGAUAUUGUAUCAGAAGUAUAUAAAAGAUUACUUCAAUAAAAUCUUUUUAUCCUUAUGAUAAAGUUACGAGAAAAUUAAGUGGAAGUUUUCUCAGUCUUAAACCCGAGGCUUUAGUUGAGAUAACGGAUGUUGUAUAAAGGAAGAUCUGAAGUAAUA